This is a messenger RNA of Myodes glareolus (Bank vole), 669 nucleotides long. NCBI's taxonomy places the organism in Eukaryota, Metazoa, Chordata, Mammalia, Rodentia, Cricetidae. The record is from RefSeq and is a predicted model, not a curated record.
CGUCCCGAAGGCGGGCGGCAACCAUUGGUGGGCCGAGCCAGCCGAGUUCCCGGAUGAGGGAACAUUCUGCGGUAUAAAGGGCGCGAGGAAGGCGGGAGACGGCGCAGUUUGAAUCGCGGUCCGACGGAGGAGUGGGCGCUGGGAUCUCGCUGCGCGUCCACCUGGCCUCGACUCUUUCUCGCUUGUCCGAUCUUCAUCACGGUCCGAGAUGGCUGGCGGUAAGGCUGGAAAAGACUCCGGAAAGGCCAAGACAAAGGCGGUUUCCCGCUCGCAGCGAGCCGGCUUGCAGUUCCCUGUGGGCCGUAUUCACCGACACCUGAAAUCUAGGACAACCAGCCACGGACGUGUGGGCGCGACCGCCGCUGUGUACAGCGCAGCCAUCCUGGAGUACCUCACCGCAGAGGUACUAGAGUUGGCAGGAAAUGCAUCAAAAGAUUUAAAGGUAAAGCGCAUCACCCCACGUCACUUGCAGCUCGCUAUUCGUGGAGAUGAAGAACUGGACUCUCUGAUCAAGGCUACAAUUGCUGGUGGUGGUGUCAUCCCGCACAUCCAUAAGUCUCUGAUUGGGAAGAAGGGACAACAGAAGACCGUCUAAGGAUGCCUGGAUUCCUUACUAUCUCAGGACUCUUGUUCUUAACAGCUGUCCAGUGUCAGUGAUUCCAGUGGACU